Sporothrix schenckii 1099-18 is the source of this 1962-nucleotide messenger RNA. RefSeq lists its product as uncharacterized. The record is from RefSeq and is a predicted model, not a curated record. Lineage: Eukaryota; Fungi; Ascomycota; Sordariomycetes; Ophiostomatales; Ophiostomataceae. The transcript is spliced from 5 exons. Gene Ontology annotation, cellular component: membrane. Gene Ontology annotation, molecular function: cobalt ion binding; magnesium ion binding; cobalt ion transmembrane transporter activity. Gene Ontology annotation, biological process: metal ion transport; transmembrane transport. Bases 1 to 1962 code for a protein of 653 amino acids.
AUGGCAACACCGUCCACCGCCAUUUCAGGCGGUGCAUCUGUCAACCCCCUACGGAUGCCAGAGCCAUCGUUUGACAGAAUCUACUCUCCUCGUGCUCGUUCGCCUCCACCUCCUCAACCUCCUCCAGACGACAUCCUCAAUGUCUUCCGCGACUUUGACGAUGCGGCCGUCUACGCCCAGGUGGUGGCUGAGGCAUUUGCCGCCUCCGCCAAGAACUUUGUCGUCGACUUUGGUGAUACCACAGCCCGCGUGGCCGUUGACCUGUCGGAGACGCAGAUCAUCCAGCUGCUCGCCGAGGGCGACGGUGACGGCGACAAUUUUGUACCCCGUCAUCCAUCCGCCCCAGUCCGCUGGAUCAACGUCUGGAAUCCCAGCGCCCAGCAGGGCAUCGUCGAAGCCAUUGGCCGGCGCUACCACUUUUCCCGCCGUCUCACCAUGAGCAUUUGGGCCUGGGACCAAGUCAAAGCGAAACUGCUGGAGGCCAAGUCCGCCGAGGAGCCUUGGCGGCGUCCUUCGCCCACGCAGGCUUCAGCACCACCCCCACCCCCACCACAGGCGGUGGUCGACAUAGAAACGGGCGCCGUGGCUACCGCUGUAGCCUCUACGGCGCCCGGUGUUGACGCCGACGGCAAGUUUGGUGCUUCAUUUGUUGCCGCGCCGGAAAGCCCUCCUGCCGGUGGUGCUGCCCUGGCGUCCGCCGCCGAAGAUGCCCUCGACGCCAUGGUUUCCAGCAACAAGGCCGUCUUUCAGAUCAUGCAGGACAGCCUCAACUACACCACCAUUGACCAAGAGCAACAUUACAUUGACUCCCGGCUGCAAGUUGUCUGCAUAGGAGCCAAUUGGCUGCACCAACGACCCAAGGGCCAAACGAAACCUAACAAUAGCCUGGUACCGCCAAAGCACUGGUCUUGGUUCGUCCUAUGUGACGAUCAUACGGUCAUCUGCUUUCACGAAGCGGCAUACUACGAGAAGACGCCCAAAUUUGCCGACCGGAGGGCGUGGGAAACGGAAGAGCUCGGGCACAUGCGCUCCAACACGCUCAAGGUCUUUCGCCAGCUGUCGAAAUGGGGCCUCAAGGAGGACCAGCACAAGUUCUCGCAACUCACCUCGGUCCGCCAGCCGGGGCGGCGCGGUCCACGGCCAGAUAGUGCUGCUGCCCAGGGUGUGGAGGGCGCGAGCAACCUGUUCUACUACCUCUUUGAAGACUACACGGCCGCCUUUGAUGUUCUGAACAGCUCCAAAGCGGCCCUCGACGAUAUUAGCAGCAUUGUUCUUCGAACUGCGGACUGGAAAAACAGGGACGACACAACCAAUGUGAUUCCUAGCUUGUACAAACUCAACAAGGAGAUGCGCCAGCUGCAGCAUCUUUUUUCCAACUACAAUACUCUGAUCGACCGCCUCCUCAGCCGCAACGGCAAUGAAUCAGAGGCCAGGAACAACGGAGAGCCAGUGACAAGCCCAGGCCCAGGCAAUAAAGGCGAUGCCCCUCCCCGUCUUCUCUCCCCCAAAGCCGUGAACCGGUUUCGGCGCCUCCAAGUCCAACUCCAGUCCCUCAUGCUCGACGCCAUCCAGGACUGUCUCGACGAAAAGGCAUCGCUGCAGGACACGUACUUUCAUCUCAUCACCCAAAAGGACUCCCGCUCCACCGAGCGCCUCACCCGCAGCGCCACGUUGCUCGCCAAGCUCAGCGUCUUUUUCCUGCCCAUCUCCUUCAUGACCAGCUACUUUUCCGUUCAGAUCCCCGACCUCACCGACGGCUACACCGCUCGUACCUACUGGGGCGCCUUUGCCGUCAUUGCCAGCAUCUCGUUUCUGAGUCUGUUCUUCUUCAGCAAGGUUCUUAUGUUUCUUAGCGAGAGCCUGGACCACUGGGCCGACAGCGGCUCGCGCUGGACCUGGGAGCGCAUCAGACAGCGCAAGCGUACUAGCCGCCGAACCUUGCCGGCCGAGGAGGAUACGUGA